AUGUCGCAACAAUAUUCCCAGCAGAUUCCGCCUGGUGGACAAGAUGGGUAUGGCCAAGCUGUGCCGCCGGGCCAGUCGUACGAAAACUACGAAACCCAGUCUCCCCCAGGUGUCCCUCCCGGACCACCCACCGGCCCUCCCGCUGCUGGUGGCCGAAAGAAGCGUGCAUACGCCGGUCAAGCAUAUGAAUUUGGUGCAGGAGCGAAUGCUGGUCUCGGUGGGCAACAGACUGGUGGCGGCGCCCCAGCUGCCCCCUACAGUGGCUACUCGGCACAGCAGGAUGCGGCGGGGUACCCCCAGGGUGGCUAUCAACAAAACCCUGCCGCUGUUCAGCAAGGUCAGACGCCUAUGUACGGACAGCAGGAUGCGGGCGCACCUGGAGGUUAUCAGCCUCCUCAACCCGCCUACCCAACCCAGCCGCAGGGGGGUGUUCCCGGAAUGACACAACAGUUUGGCCAGAUGAACAUGAACCAGCCUCCGCCGCCUCAGCAACAGGUGAAAGCACCCCAAUUGAACCAACUGUACCCUGCCGAUCUUUCCAACAGUCCCUUUAAUGUGGCCGAGUUGGACUACCUACCGCCUCCCGCAGUCCUCCCACCUAAUACGAGCGUGACACCGUCCCCUCAUGCGAACUGCCCGCCGAAGUAUGUUCGUUCGACGCUCAAUGCUAUUCCUACCACACAUUCUCUUCUGAAAAAGUCGAAGCUCCCCUUCGCGCUCGUCAUUCAACCAUAUACUUCGCUACAUGACAACGAAGACCCCGUCCCCGUCGUUCCCGACCAAGUCAUUUCGAGAUGUCGGAGAUGCCGCUCAUACAUCAAUCCGUUCGUUACGUUCCUUGACCACGGACACAGAUGGAGAUGCAACAUGUGCAGCUUAACCAACGAUGUUCCCCAGGCUUUCGAUUGGGACGCCACAACUCAGAAAGGUCUGGAUAGGUGGCAACGUCCAGAUUUGAACCAUGCAGUAGUCGAAUUUAUUGCGCCACAAGAGUAUAUGGUUCGGUCACCCCAGCCACUGGUCUAUCUCUUCCUUAUCGAUGUCAGCUAUGCGUCGGUCACCAGCGGUCUGCUUGCUACAGCUGCCAGAUGUAUACGCGAGAGCUUGGACCGAAUACCGAAUGCCGAUCGGAGAACGAGACUUGGGUUCAUAGCUGUCGAUUCGAGUCUACACUUCUUCAACAUCCCAAGGGACGGCACAGAGAAUGCUGAUACGAGUAUGCUUGUUGUCUCGGACCUGGAUGAGCCAUUCUUGCCCACCCCGGCGGACCUUCUAGUCACCCUAACCGAGGCACGGGAAAACAUCGAGAACUUCCUUGACAAGUUGCAAGAAAUGUUUGCGAAUACUCAAAACGGUGCUUCGGCUAUGGGAUCUGCACUUCGAUCAGGCCACAAGCUCAUUGGUCCGGUUGGAGGUAAGAUGACUGUGGUCACUGCGUCCUUGCCCAAUAUCGGCAGCGGACGGCUCGAGAUGCGGGAGGACAAGAAAUUGCUCGGCACUUCCAAGGAGAGCAGCUUAUUGGGUACCUCCAACAGCUUCUACAAGAGCUUCGCCGUGGAAUGCUCCAAGCAGCAAAUUUCCGUCGACAUGUUCCUGUUCUCGUCACAGUACCAAGAUGUGGCUUCGUUGAGUUGUCUACCAAGAUACACUGGUGGGCAGACAUUUUUCUACCCGGGCUGGAACGCCGCCAGGGAAGAUGAUGCGAUGAAGUUUGCCAAGGAGUUCUCUGACUACCUGUCUGCUGAGAUUGGUCUCGAAGCAGUUCUACGUGUCCGUGCCACGACCGGGUUGAGAAUGAACACCUUCUACGGCAAUUUCUUCAACCGUAGUUCGGACCUUUGCGCCUUUCCAGCAUUUCCGCGUGACCAAGCUUAUGUGGUUGAAGUAGCGAUCGAUGAGACCAUCACCAAGCCGGUUGCUUGCAUGCAGACGGCUGUCUUGCACACCACCUGCAACGGUGAGCGCCGCAUUCGUGUCAUGACCUUGGCUCUUCCAACGACUCAGCAGCUAGCAGACGUCUACGCAUCAGCGGAUCAGCAGGCCAUCACCACAUACUUCAGCCACAAGGCGGUGGAGCGAGCGCUCAACGGAGGACUCGAGAGUGCACGCGACUCGAUCCAAGCGAAGCUUGUCGAGCUGCUUUCGACCUACAAGAAGGAGCUCGCUGGAGGCAGCAUGGGUGGCGGCGGUCUGCAAUUCCCACUUAAUCUUCGCGGUCUCCCCAUCCUGUUCCUUGCGCUGACCAAGAACCUGGGCCUCCGCAAGUCAUCUCAGAUUCCAAGUGACAUGCGUUCAGCCGCAUUGUGUUUGUUGUCAACUCUGCCGCUACCUCUCCUGAUUCAGUACAUCUACCCCAAGAUGUUCUCGCUCCACGACAUGCCGGAUGAUGCAGGCACCGUGGAUGAGAAGACGGGCGAAAUCAUUCUACCCCCACCUAUCAACCUAUCCUCGGAGCGGUUGGUGCCAUACGGCUUAUAUCUGAUCGACGACGGGCAGACGCAGUUCAUGUGGGUCGGCAGGGAUGCGGUACCUCAGCUGGUCACGGAUGUGUUCGGUCUAGCGGACAAGACACAACUCAAGGUCGGCAAACAACGGUUGCCUGAAUUGGACAACGACUUCAACGAGAGGGUGCGAGCAGUCAUUAGCAAGAGCCGGGAUCAUAAAGCCAAGGGUGUUGGUUCGAUUAUUGUACCGCACCUCUACGUUGUGAAGGAAGACGGUGAACCGGGUUUGCGUCUGUGGGCCCAGACGAUGCUCGUGGAAGACCGGGCGGACCAGGGUGUCAGCCUCCAACAGUGGAUGGGCAUGAUGAGAGAAAAGGUGAGCUUCUAG
Molecule: messenger RNA, 2832 nt
Organism: Cyphellophora europaea CBS 101466
Lineage: Eukaryota; Fungi; Ascomycota; Eurotiomycetes; Chaetothyriales; Cyphellophoraceae
Product: protein transporter SEC24
Exons: 2
Coding region: 1-2832 (943 amino acids)
Biological process (GO): intracellular protein transport; endoplasmic reticulum to Golgi vesicle-mediated transport; COPII-coated vesicle cargo loading
Cellular component (GO): COPII vesicle coat; endoplasmic reticulum exit site
Molecular function (GO): zinc ion binding; SNARE binding
Source: RefSeq, a predicted model, not a curated record